This is a messenger RNA of Thlaspi arvense, 288 nucleotides long. NCBI's taxonomy places the organism in Eukaryota, Viridiplantae, Streptophyta, Magnoliopsida, Brassicales, Brassicaceae. The record is from the annotation of a GenBank genome assembly.
AUGGCUACUUCACGUCUAGCAAGAUUUGUAUCAGAGGUUGCUCCGCCUCAAUUCGUGACGGUGAUGAGGAGGCAUAGAGCAGCGAAACAGAAGCUAGACACCAUCAAAGAAGAAGAGAACAAAGAAGAUUAUUUCGGAGGUGGGAUGAUGAUGAUGUCUAAUAAGAUAACAUCAUCUCAGCAUCAUCAUGCUUAUUCCUCUUCUUCUACUUCAGUUUCUAAUUCUGGAUCUACCUCUAAGAGUUUUCUCGUUGAGGUUCGAAGCUCCUUUUCUGUCUUCGAAAACUAA